AAAUGGCAUACUAAUUCUAGCUCAGUCUUCCGUUUUGAUCUUUUUAAUCCUUUUAAAUCUCGUCUGGCUUUAAUUUUUAUGAAGAAAGUUCUUCAAUAUUAUGAAGGCUUGAAAAAUAAUGACCGUUAUUAUUUAGCUAAAGCCAUAACAUUAGUUGAAUCGUCGCGUAAGGAUCAUAAAUACCAAGCGCAACAGUUACUUUCCAUCAUUCUCGAUGUGCAGCAUUCUUCGGGCAAUCGUGCAUCGACAUUCAGAAUUGGCCUUUCCGGUCCGCCCGGUGUAGGAAAAUCUACAUUCAUCGAACGCUUUGGAAUGCAUAUUCUUUCUCAAGGUCAUCGUGUAGCUGUUCUCGCCAUAGAUCCAUCUUCAUCUCGGACAGGUGGGUCAAUUUUGGGUGAUAAAACCCGUAUGCUUGAAUUGUCACGGCAAGAAAACGCGUAUAUUCGGCCGUCUGCAAGUCACGGUACACUCGCUAGGAACACUAACGAAGCUAUGAUUAUAUGUGAAGCCGCUGGGUUCGAUGUGUGUCUUAUUGAAACAGUAGGAGUUGGUCAAUCGGAAACUAUGGUAGCAGAUAUGGUUGACAU
This is a messenger RNA of Racocetra persica, 587 nucleotides long. The record is from the annotation of a GenBank genome assembly. NCBI's taxonomy places the organism in Eukaryota, Fungi, Glomeromycota, Glomeromycetes, Diversisporales, Gigasporaceae.